UUCCAGAUAGGAGGAAUGGGCAAGACAAAUUCAGUGUAAUUGGGUUGGGCUUAACUAAUUGCCUUGAAAAGAGGAAACUAAGCCUAAAUUUUUAUCCAAGUGGGCUAGAAUUUGGCUUGCUGAUGCCCAAAUGAAAUAAGCCAGCCCAAGGAAUCUUUGCUCUCCAAACCAGUUGCCUUUCUUCUCCAACCAGGCAACGACCGUACCGGUGAAGGAACCAAACGCGUCAUUAUCGGAAGUAAGUAACCAAACGUCUUCACACAGAAGGGGUAAGCAAAGUGAUCAGAAAGGAACCAUUGGAGAUCAUCUGGUAGGCAAAUUCGAUCGGCAAGAUGAGUUUCCUCUUCGGAAACAGAAAGACUCCAGCCGAGCUGCUGAGGGAGAACAAGAGGAUGAUCGACAAGUCAAUAAGGGACAUAGAGAGAGAAAGGCAAGGCCUUCAGACUCAGGAGAAGAAGCUGAUUGCUGAGAUUAAGAAGAAUGCCAAGAAUGGGCAGAUGGGAGCUGUUAGAGUAAUGGCGAAGGAUCUUAUAAGAACAAGGCACCAGAUCGAAAAAUUCUAUAAGCUUAAGUCGCAACUCCAGGGCGUAUCUUUGAGAAUACAGACCCUGAAAUCGACUCAAGCAAUGGGGGAAGCUAUGAAAGGUGUGACGAAAGCAAUGGGACAGAUGAACAGGCAGAUGAAUUUGCCAUCCCUGCAGAAAAUAAUGCAAGAGUUCGAGAGGCAGAAUGAAAAGAUGGAAAUGACUUCAGAGGUGAUGGGCGAUGCUAUUGAUGAUGCUCUUGAUGGAGAUGAAGAAGAGGAAGAAACAGACGAGCUCGUGAGCCAAGUUCUCGAUGAGAUUGGGAUAGAUAUUAAUAACGAGCUGGUUAACGCACCUUCAGCUGCUGUCUCUGCACCAGCUGGAAAGAACAAGGUCGCGGCCCAAGCUGAAUCAACUGGGAACCAUGAAGACACUGGUGGACUGGAUGAUGAUUUGCAGGCAAGAUUAGAUAAUCUAAGAAGGAUGUGAAUUUCAGAGGAGAAUCAAACGAAACAACUUUUUAACUAUAUGUGUGAGACCAAUGAUGAUGUUUGUGGUGGCAAUCUUUCCAGAGUAAACUCUUUCUUCUUUCCCACUUAUGAUUGUACAUAUUUGAACCCAUGCUGAUGAACUUCAACCUCUGUAUGCCUUGACAUCUAUCAAGGUGUGAAAAAACCCUUGCUCUGUACUUACUAAGUUGGAUGAUUCUUAUUUAAUAAGAGUGAUACUUUACUAGCAUAAUCUAAGAUGGAACCAUAAUAUGGUUUGAGAAUACUCAGGCACCUGAGGUUUAGACAACAUUUAGCAAUCCUACUGUGGAGAUUGAAUCAUUUUCAGGCUAUAACCUGUCGAUGGAAGCCCCGGCAAAGGGGACACUGAGAAUGGGAGUAGAGCCACAUUGCUAUGCAAGGUGCAUGUAAAGAGUGGUUGCAGUUUGGCAGCAGCUGUAGACAUUCCUUCUCCUCAAAACUCGACGAGCACACUGCACACAGCAGACACUGCUUCAGAAUCUUGUUCUAAAUUACUCACUUAGUCACUUUUCCCUUCAUGUAUUGGAAUGCCAAUACUACAGGAUGACAUUCUAUGCUGCUUUGUAGGUUGGAACCCGGUAUGCGUUACUGGAUGAGGAAGCCACCACCAGCAUCCCUUCAUUGCUAGAGCGAAAAUCGAAAAUGAGAUGGAUGGCCAUCACCGCAACCACCACGAAACCAUAGAAAAUGGUAAGCAUCUUUGCUUCUUCAUGAACUGAAUCUUGAUGAACAUUCUUGUAGUUAUAUCGGAAGUCUGGAAAAUGAAAUGGAAGGUGAUAGCUAGCUAGCUAUCUGCAAUGGCCCUACCCGUCAACCAUAUACGUCAAGCUUGAAGGCGCCAAUUCUUUUACCCUCAUGUACUUAAACUACUUUACUUUAGUAAAGCAUUCCUUCUCAUAUUUCCCGCCGUAGAACACAGGCUUGGUAUCUACUUAGCUUGGAACAGGAGAGAAAAUGAACCUGAAACUGAAAC
This is a messenger RNA of Linum trigynum, 2027 nucleotides long. The record is from the annotation of a GenBank genome assembly. Lineage: Eukaryota; Viridiplantae; Streptophyta; Magnoliopsida; Malpighiales; Linaceae.